Molecule: messenger RNA, 751 nt
Organism: Gastrolobium bilobum
Lineage: Eukaryota; Viridiplantae; Streptophyta; Magnoliopsida; Fabales; Fabaceae
Exons: 4
Coding region: 198-521 (107 amino acids)
Biological process (GO): translation
Cellular component (GO): mitochondrion; large ribosomal subunit
Molecular function (GO): structural constituent of ribosome
Source: RefSeq, a predicted model, not a curated record
AGUCUGUGUUUACCCAAUUGCAAGUUGCAACCCUAUCGUCGGCGUCCUCAUUCUCUUCCCGCCGAUUACUUCUAAUCAGCGAUUGGCAGUUGUUCUUCACACUUCAAAGCUUGUGCUUUUGUGCUUCUCAAGAAUCUGAAUCAUUCUCUUCUCGGCUAUUCUUACUCUGCUUUCAAUGGCUAUUUGCGGUUGAAGACAUGAAUGCAUUCAAGGCAUACAAGGCCUGUGUCCCAAUUGAUUGGAGUCCCAACCUCUAUAUAACUCUGGUGAGGGGCAUUCCUGGGACCAGGAGGCUCCAUAGGCGCACUCUGGAAGCACUACGCCUGCGCAAGUGCAAUCGAACUGUCAUGCGAUGGAACACACCUACAGUUAGGGGAAUGCUUCAACAGGUCAAGAGGUUAGUCGUUGUUGAGACAGAGGAGAUGUACAAGGCCCGUAAACAGAAGGUGGAAGAACACCGAGCUCUACGUCCUCCAUUGAUCAUAAAUCACCAACCUCCUUCGGCUACUGGUUCUUUAUAAUAGUCUGCGGUGUUCUUUAAGAUAUUAUCCUUACUACUAAAACUAUCAAAUGCCAAAGUUAAAAGCUUUGGCCUCAAAUGGAUCAAUUCUUGCUUUGAAGAUCAUGUUUUAGUUCGAAUCCAUAAUGUUGUAGUUUUUUCACCUAAUGACAUUAGUCAAAUUUAGGCAUCUGCUUAUGAAACCAGGCUAUCAAGGGUUUCUUUUAUUUAUAUCUUCAAUCUGGGAAUCAU